AUGUUCGCCUUCAACUUUCUUGCCGGGGGGCUUUCGCCUCUCUUGGUUGCCUUCUUGCUCGCCUGUUAUACAGCGGUCGCAGAGGAAGUCUCAUCCUUCAAAUCGAGACCCGAUCUCUUCGCUCCAACGUUCACCGUCGAGGUUAGCGAUCCGAGAAAGCUUAGCCCUGGCUUUAUUUUUGUUGGGCCGUACGAGAAGGCUUAUAGUCCGGGCCCGUAUCUUUAUGAUAAUUAUGGGAACCUAGUAUGGAGCGGUUGGGGCAAUUCAGGCCCUGGGAACGCCCAUGGUUUGCACGUUUGUCGCUACAAAGGAGCAGACCACCUCUGCUUUUUCCAGGGAAACCAGCAGAAAGGAUACUGUCGCGGCCAUGGCGUUAUUAUGGAUAACCAGUAUCGAAUCGUGCGCUCGGUGCAGCCGGGCGGUGGCAUGGCGUCGAGCGACAUGCACGAGUUCAAACUUAUCAACAACGGCAAAUCCGCCCUGAUGACCGUCUACCAGCAGCGUCAAUUCGACAUGAGUCCCUGGAACGUGCGACAGGGUCUUGGCUGGGUUAUGGAGAGCAUCUUCCAGGAGAUUGACGUCGAGACUGGCAAGACGCUGUUCGAAUGGCGCUCGCUCGACCAUGUUGAUCCGUCGCUCAGUUAUACCUACCCCGAUCACACGGAUACUUCAGGUACUGGGCUGAGCCCGUUUGCGCCGUGGGAUUAUUUCCAUAUCAACUCGAUCGAUAAGAAUGCGGAUGGCGACUAUUUGAUCUCGUCACGUCAUACGUGCGCCAUCUACAAAAUCUCCGGCAAGGACGGUUCAAUUAUUUGGCAACUGCAUGGCCAGAACCCCUCGUUCACCAACAUCAACUUUAGUUUCUCGCAGCAGCACGAUGCGCGCUGGUUGUCUGAGAAUGCAACUCAUACGUACUUGUCGCUCUACAACAACGGUUACAAUGGCUUCAACCAGACCCAUCAGUACUCGUCUGGCAUGCUCAUCCUCAUCGACCAUGUGGACAUGACGGCCACCCAGCUGCGAGACUACAUGCCUCCAGGCAAGAGCAUGCUCAGCUCCAGCCAAGGCAACAUGCAAGUCCUGAACAACAGUCAUGUAUUCAUGGGCUGGGGCAACAAUGCCUACGUCUCUGAGCAUGACGCAGACGGCAACCUCGUUUUCUGGGGCUUCCUAUCCCAGGAUCUAGGAUUCAUGAAUUACCGCGCCCAGAAAUUCGAAUGGGAUGCCAACCCAACAGACGUCCCGGCUCUAUGGUCCUAUUCCAGAUCUACAGAACCCUACUCCCCAACAACACUCUACGUCAGCUGGAACGGCGCCACUCGCGUCAAAUUCUGGCGAUUCUACGGUUCCAUGAACUCCACGGGUCCUUACACCCUGCUCGACGAACUACCCAAAGCGGGGUUUGAGACUGCAUACACCGACAUGAACUUCUACCCAUGGACCCAUGCGGAAGCAGUAGACGGGCAUGGGAAGGUGUUGGGCAAGUCCCCCAACACCUUCACAUUCGUACCCUCACCGGAGCUGCAAGGUUACUGCACCGAGAACGACUGCGGGAAUGCACUGGGUUACGGCUUCCCAGAUGAUCCAAACACAAGACCGCUGAUUCCGCCCAUGGGCGUCAACACAGUGCCCUGGGUUGAUCCGGAUAAUCCGGAGAAGUUGUUUGAUUGGGGGGUUUCCGGUGGGCAGCCUGAAGAGACAUCUUCCGCUGAUGCUGCUUCUGGAAGUGUAUACGAUUAUACCAAUUGGGCUGUGGGUGCCGUGGUUGUGCUUAUUGGGGCCGUGGCAGUGCAGCUGAUCGUCAGCUGCUGUCGUCGACCGCGACGGGGGGAUCAGACAUACCGGGAUAGGCGCGAUUCGAUGGACACUCUGGACGACAUGUCAGAGGACGAGCCGAAGCCGUCAGAGACGGGAGAGCGGCGGCGGUGGUGGGAUUGGAGGACAGAAGACUACUUGCCACUGCAAGAGCGGGAACGACGGGGGAGGUGA
This is a messenger RNA of Aspergillus chevalieri, 1989 nucleotides long. RefSeq names its product arylsulfotransferase family protein. Lineage: Eukaryota; Fungi; Ascomycota; Eurotiomycetes; Eurotiales; Aspergillaceae. The transcript has 4 exons. Bases 1 to 1989 code for a protein of 662 amino acids. The record is from RefSeq and is a predicted model, not a curated record.